AUGCCGGAGAGAUUCAAUCCUGCCCCGCCGCGGGAAGCGGGCAGAGUUCCAGAAGCGGCCGGGGCCCUCACUAGACAAAGGGCUCAGAGGGAGCUGUCCGUCACAGCCCCUGAUUCUACUAUCAAGACCCUGCCCUUACGAGCCGCAGGGCCCCCGGAUGCGGACGGCAAUCAGCCCCAUCACUACUGGCCUUUCGCCACUAGUGACCUUUACAACUGGAAGGCACAGAACCCUAAGUUCUCCAAGAAGCCAGCAGGGCUCAUUGACCUAUUAGACUCUGUGCUUUUCACCCACCAGCCCACAUGGGACGACUGCCAGCAGCUUUUGCAGGUCCUGUUCACAACGGAGGAGAGAGAGAGAAUCCUCAAUGAGGCCCGGAAAGUGGUUACAGGCGUGGACGGGAACCCAACCACCAACCAGAAAGUGGAAAAGAAGAAGGAGAAGAAGAAAGCCACCCUGCUGUCAGCUCCAGCUCCCCUCUACCCGGUUUUGCAGGCAGGAAUUGGAGAAGAGUUAAUUUUUCCUCCCCUGUAUCAGCUCCCUAGGAUGCCGGAGAGAUUCAAUCCUGCCCCGCCGCGGGAAGCGGGCAGAGUUCCAGAAGCGGCCGGGGCCCUCACUAGACAAAGGGCUCAGAGGGAGCUGUCCGUCACAGCCCCUGAUUCUACUAUCAAGACCCUGCCCUUACGAGCCGCAGGGCCCCCGGAUGCGGACGGCAAUCAGCCCCAUCACUACUGGCCUUUCGCCACUAGUGACCUUUACAACUGGAAGGCACAGCCCCAACCCACAUGGGACGACUGCCAGCAGCUUUUGCAGGUCCUGUUCACAACGGAGGAGAGAGAGAGAAUCCUCAAUGAGGCCCGGAAAGUGGUUACAGGAGUGGACGGGAACCCAACCACCAACCAGGCCCAAAUAGAUGUUUCUUUUCCCUUAACCAGGCCUGAAUGGGAUUUCAACACGGCAGAAGGUAAGGAGAGGCUCCGGGUCUACUGCCAGACUCUAAUGGGGGGUUUCCGAAUGGCUGCUAGGAAGCCCACCAAUUUGACCAAGAAAGUGGAAAAGAAGAAGGAGAAGAAGAAAGCCACCCUGCUGUCAGCUCCAGCUCCCCUCUACCCGGUUUUGCAGGCAGGAAUUGGAGAAGAGUUAAUUUUUCCUCCCCUGUAUCAGCUCCCUAGGAUGCCGGAGAGAUUCAAUCCUGCCCCGCCGCGGGAAGCGGGCAGAGUUCCAGAAGCGGCCGGGGCCCUCACUAGACAAAGGGCUCAGAGGGAGCUGUCCGUCACAGCCCCUGAUUCUACUAUCAAGACCCUGCCCUUACGAGCCGCAGGGCCCCCGGAUGCGGACGGCAAUCAGCCCCAUCACUACUGGCCUUUCGCCACUAGUGACCUUUACAACUGGAAGGCACAGAACCCUAAGUUCUCCAAGAAGCCAGCAGGGCUCAUUGACCUAUUAGACUCUGUGCUUUUCACCCACCAGCCCACAUGGGACGACUGCCAGCAGCUUUUGCAGGUCCUGUUCACAACGGAGGAGAGAGAGAGAAUCCUCAAUGAGGCCCGGAAAGUGGUUACAGGAGUGGACGGGAACCCAACCACCAACCAGGCCCAAAUAGAUGUUUCUUUUCCCUUAACCAGGCCUGAAUGGGAUUUCAACACGGCAGAAGGUAAGGAGAGGCUCCGGGUCUACUGCCAGACUCUAAUGGGGGGUUUCCGAAUGGCUGCUAGGAAGCCCACCAAUUUGACCAAGGUAGGGAAUCUAUAGCAGGAAAGGGAUGAGUCUCCAGCUGCCUUUUUAGAACAGAUCAUGGAGGCAUACCACACUUAUACCCCCAUGAAUCCAGAGGCUCCUGAUAGUAAAGCAGCUGUAAUCAUGAGUUUUGUAAACCAAUCGGCUGCAGACAUUAGAAAGAAACUGCAAAGAGUAAAUAGAUUAGGAGAAAAGAGUUUGCAUGAUUUGCUGGAAGUAGCUGAGAAAGUGUAUAACAACCAGGAGCCUCCUGAGGAUAGGCAGGCCCGCGCCAUGGUGACUGCCAGUGACAAGCAGACCCAAAACCUGGCCAAGAUUCUGCUAGCCACCACCGCAGACUCCCCUGAGGAAAGGACCCGCCGCCUUCGCCAACUUGCCGAUGACCAGGAGGGAGGCAAGGGGGCUGCCCAGGGUGGGAAAAAGAAGCUGCAGAGGAAUCAGUGCGCUUACUGCAGAGAGAUAGGACACUGGGUUCAAGAAUGUCCAAAAAAAGGCGGCAAGAAAGGAAGCAAGGCGGACUGAGUGGGAGUUUUAGAGCUGGAGGAGCUGAGUGAUUAGGGGAGUUGGAGUUCGGAUCCCCUCCCCGAGCCCAGGGUAACUCUUAGAGUGGGGGUGGGGGGCCUGGUUGACUUCCUCGUUGACACCGGAGCACAACAUUCGGUCCUCCGCACACCUCAGGGGAAGCUAGCCAACAAGAAAUCCUGGGUACAGGGGGAAACUGGCAUGAGCCAGUAUUCAUGGGCUACCCAAAGAAUGGUCGAUCUAGGAACGGGCCAGGUAUCCCACUCCUUCAUGGUGAUACCUGAAUGUCCCUACCCCCUAUUAGGACGGGCCUUGCUAACCAAGAUUGGAGCCCAGAUAACUUUCAGACAAGGGGGGCCCCAGGUCACAGAUGGCAAAGGCCACCCCAUCCAAGUUCUGACUCUAAGACUGGAGGAUGAGUAUCGCCUCCACCAGGGAGCACCCCCAGUAGAAAGCAACAUGGAUAGAUGGCUACAAGAAUUCCCCAUAGCCUGGGCGGAGAAGGGGGGGGGUGUAGGACUAGCCGCCCACAGGGCCCCAACCCUGGUAGAGCUAAAACCAGGAGAAGGCCCGGUAAGAGUCAAGCAGUACCCUAUGUCUCAGGAGGCCUGGAAAGGAAUCCAGCCUCACAUUCGGAGACUGCAAAGCCUAGGGGUACUGGUUAUGUGCCAACCUGCCGGGAACACCCCCCUCCUGCCAGUCAGGAAGCCUCACACGAAUGACUACCGACCAGUACAGGACCUCCAGGAAGUAAAUAAAAGAGUCAUGGAUAUACACCCAACUGUUCCUAACCCAUACACUCUCCUAAGCUCUUUGGCGCCCUCUAGAGCAGGGUUUGCCCACGGCUGCUCUAGAGUCUGGUAUAUUGUAUUAGACUUGAAGGAUGCCUUUUUCAGCCUUCCGCUGGUGCCUCAAAGCCAACCCUUGUUUGUCUUCGAGUGGCAUGACCUGGAGGAAGGCUACAGUGGACAAUUAACCUGGACGCGAUUACCCCAAGGGUUCAAGAAUUCGCCUACCAUCUUCGACGAGGCACUACACAAGGACCUCAGUGAGUACAGGAGAGAGCACCCCGGUUUCACCCUCCUUCAGUACGUAGAUGAUAUCCUGAUUGCUGCUGAUACCGCCGAAGACUGUGAACAGGGGACCAGAGAUCUGUUGGCCACCCUGGGAACCUUAGGGUACUGGGCCUCUGCAAAGAAAAUUCAAAUAUGCAGAGAGAGGGUGAGUUACCUGGGAUACAUCUUGGAGGGCGGACAGCAGCGGCUGUCUGAUGCUAGAAAAGAGAUGGUCUUGAAAAUCCCUACUACCACCUCCUGGAGGGAAGUGAGGGAAUUCCUAGGAUCGGCUGGCUACUGCCGCCUCUGGAUACCAAGUUUUGCUGAGAUCGCCAGGCCCCUAUAUGAAGCUACCAAGGAGAGAAAGGCGUUUGAAUGGACUGAGAAAGAAGAAACAGCCUUUAAUCAAAUAAGGAAAGCCCUUUUAGCUGCUCCAGCCCUGGGCCUGCCAGACAUUACAAAGCCCUUUAGUCUCUUUGUAGACAAACACAAGAGAAUAGUGAAAGGGGUUUUAACUCAGGCUUUAGGCCCCUGGAGCCACCCGGUAGCGUACUUGUCUAAAAAGCUAGAUCCAGUAGCCGCCGGCUGGCCGCCGUGCCUAAGAAUCAUUGUGGCAACCGCGCUCUUAGUCAAGGACACCGACAAAUUGACCCUGGGACAGGAAAUCUGGAUCACAACCCCACAUGCUAUUGAGGGAGUCCUAAAACAACCUCCUGAUAGAUGGAUGAGCAAUGCACAUAUGACCCACAAUCAAAGCUUGCUACUCAACCCUCCUAGAGUACGGUUCCAUCCCAGUGUGGCCUUCAACCCUGCUACCCUGCUGCCUGACCCCAACUUAAAUGCCCCACUACAUGACUGCGGGAAUCCUAGAGCAGGUACAUGGACUUCGGAAGGACUUGACCGAUCGGCCCUCCCUGAUGCAGAGGCCACCUGGUUCACGGACGGAAGCAGUUUCGUGCGUGAUGGGUGCAGGUACGCGGGUGCAACAGUGGUCACCGACACGGACACCAUGUGGGCAGAAGCCCUGCCCCCUGGGACGUCAGCUCAGUGAGCAGAACUCAUUGCACUCACUAAGGCACUGACACUGGAGGCUAGGAAACGGCUUAACGUUUACACAGACAGCCGUUAUGCAUUUGCUCCGGCUCAUGUCCACAGGGCGAUCUAUCAGGAGAGAGGGCUAUUAACAGCAGAGGGACGGACAAUAAAAAAUAAGCAGGAAAUUCUCGACCUGCUUGCGGCCUUGUGGCUCCCUGCUAAACUAGCCAUUAUCCACUGCCAAGAGCACCAGAAGGCAGAUGACCCAGUGGCAAGAGGUAACCAAAAGGCUGAUCAGGCAGCCAAGGCAGCGGCCUUCACUUUGGUCCCCACCAUGGCCCUACAACUACCAGGCCCCAGGGACCCAGUUUUACCAGAUCAGCCUGGGUACUCCCAGAAAGAGCUGUAUCGGAUCAGGAAGCUUCCCCUCACCCAGGAAGUGAAGGGAUGA
Messenger RNA from Myotis davidii, 4800 nucleotides. RefSeq lists its product as uncharacterized. Gene Ontology annotation, biological process: virion assembly; proteolysis. Lineage: Eukaryota; Metazoa; Chordata; Mammalia; Chiroptera; Vespertilionidae. Gene Ontology annotation, molecular function: RNA-DNA hybrid ribonuclease activity; nucleic acid binding; zinc ion binding. The record is from RefSeq and is a predicted model, not a curated record.